AGAGGAGGUUUGACCGAAAAUACAACAGGAGAAGAAACUAGAUUUUCAAAGUCACAAACUAACCAGGAAGAUAGAAGCACUGGCCGGCCAGGGCAAGGCAGAGGAACAAGCACGGGGUUACGCAAGUAGGAGGAAAUUGACAAUCAAGGAAGGGGAUUAGUGUAUAUACUGUAUGACAUGGGGAUCAAGAAAGCCAAGAGGAGUGCUUCUGCAACAUCGCCCUGUGCCCAUCUCAGAACUGCAUACCACCAAUGCUUCAACAGGUGGUACUCGGAAAAGCUCUUGAAGGGCCAGUGGGACAAAGAUGAAUGUGUUUCCGAGUGGCAGAAAUACAGAGUUUGCCUUUCUCACCAUUUAGAAGAUGAGAAUUUGAGCCGCUUCCUCAAAGCCGAAGCUAUGAUCUAUCCUCCUGUCGACCCAGAUGAUGCCACCACUUCCUAGUAAUAUUAUAACCAUUUAUAGGCCUUCCGUCAAAUCUUUUUUUACUGUACUUGUCGUUGUUAA
Molecule: messenger RNA, 504 nt
Organism: Telopea speciosissima
Lineage: Eukaryota; Viridiplantae; Streptophyta; Magnoliopsida; Proteales; Proteaceae
Exons: 3
Coding region: 178-441 (87 amino acids)
Source: RefSeq, a predicted model, not a curated record